AUGAGCCAGAGUUCGCCUUAUAUCUGUUCCUUUUUGGGGCUCUUGCCCUUUUGGAUACUGUGUACAUCCUCUACCAACAAAUGUGUUGUUAGGCAUGAAGCAGCUGACUGCAGUCAUCUGAAGUUGACACAAGUGCCCGAUGACCUCCCAGCAAACAUAACGGUGUUGAAUCUCACCCAUAACCAGCUCAGAAGAUUACCACCUGACAACUUUACAAGAUAUAGCCAACUUACUACCUUGGAUGGAGGAUUUAACUCCAUCUCAAAACUGGAGCCAGAAUUGUGCCAAAAACUCCCCUUGUUGGAAAUUUUGAACCUCGAACACAAUGAACUAUCUCACCUUUCAGAGCGAACUUUUAUCUUCUGUGUGAAUUUGAUGGAACUCCAUCUAAGGUCCAAUUCAAUCCAGAAAAUUGAAAACGAUCCCUUCCAAAACCUGAAGAAUUUAAUCAAAUUAGAUCUAUCUCAUAAUGGUUUGUCAUCUACCAAAUUAGGAAGUCAGCUCCAACUGGAAAAUCUCCAAGAGCUCCUGUUAUCAAAUAAUAAAAUUAACAUCCUGAGACGUGAAGAACUGGAUUUCCUUGGCAAUUCUUCUUUGAAGAAAUUAGAAUUGUCAUCAAAUCCAGUUAAAGAGUUCUCUCCAGGGUGUUUUCAUGCAAUUGGAAAAUUAUUUGGCCUCUCUCUGAACAAUGCUCAACUGAACCCCAACCUCACAGAGCAGCUUUGUUUAGAACUGUCGAACACAAGCAUUCAGAAUCUAUCCUUGAGCAACACCCAGCUGUACAGAACAAGCAAUAUGACUUUCGUUGGGCUCAAGCACACAAAUCUCACCGUGCUCGAUCUUUCCCACAACAACUUAAAUGUGAUUGAUAAUGGUUCCUUCGUUUGGCUUCCACGUCUAGAAUAUUUCUUCCUGGGGUAUAAUAAUAUAGAACACUUAUUUUCUCACUCCCUGUAUGGGCUUCUCAGUGUGAGAUACUUGGAUUUGAGACGAUCUUUCACCAAACAAAGCACUGCCCUUACUUCGCGUCCCAAGAUCGAUGAUUUUUCCUUUCAGUGGCUAAAAUGUUUGGAGUAUCUUAACAUGGGAGACAACAACUUCCCAGGUAUAAAAAGCAAUAUGUUCACGGGACUGAUAAAGCUGAAACACUUGAGUCUAUCCGACUCCUUCACAAGCUUGCGAACUUUAACAAAUGAAACAUUUUUGUCACUUGCUCAGUCUCCUUUGGUCACGCUCAACCUAACCAAAAACAAAAUCUCAAAAAUAGAGAGUGGCGCUUUUUCUUGUCUGGGCCACCUUCAGGUACUCGACCUUGGCCUUAAUGAAAUUGGGCAAGAGCUCACAGGCCAAGAAUGGAGAGGUCUAGGAAAUAUCAUUGAAAUCUACCUUUCCUACAACAAAUACCUACAACUGACUCCUGGGUCUUUUGCCCCGGUUCCAAGCCUCCAACGCCUGAUGCUCCGCAGAGUGGCCCUGAGAAAUGUGGACAGUUCUCCUUCACCUUUUCAUUCUCUUCGCAACUUGGUCAUUCUGGAUCUAAGCAACAACAAUAUAGCCAACAUAAAUGAUAAACUGUUGGAGGGUCUUGAGAAACUAGAAAUUCUGGAAUUGCAGCACAACAACUUAGCACGGCUAUGGAAACGUGCAAACCCUAGUGGUCCUGUUUAUUUUCUAAAGGGUCUUUCUCACCUCCACAUUCUUAACUUAGACUCUAAUGGCUUUGAUGAGAUCCCAGCAGAGGUAUUCAAGGGCUUAUCUGAAUUAAAGAGCAUUGAUUUAGGAUUGAAUAAUUUAAACAUAUUUCCGCUAUCUGUCUUUGAUGAUCAGUCAUCUCUAAAGUCACUGAACCUUCAGAAGAAUCUCAUAACGUCAGUUGAGAAGGAUGUUUUUGGGCCAGCCUUCAGGAACCUGAGUAAUUUAGAUAUGAGCUUUAACCCAUUUGAUUGUACCUGUGAAAGUAUUGCCUGGUUUGUUAAUUGGAUUAAUAGUACCCAUACCAACAUCUCUGACCUGUCAAGCCAUUACCUCUGUAAUACUCCACCUCAAUAUCAUGGUUUCCCGGUGAUGCUUUUUGAUAUAUCAGCCUGCAAAGACAGUGCCCCCUUUGAACUCUUUUUCAUAAUAAAUACCAGUAUCCUUUUGAUUUUUAUCUUUACCGUAUUGCUCAUCCAUUUCGAAGGCUGGAGGAUAUCUUUUUAUUGGAAUGUUUCAGUGCAUCGAGUUCUUGGUUUCAAAGAAGUAGACAGACAGCCAGAGCAGUUUGAAUAUGCAGCAUAUAUAAUUCAUGCCUAUAAAGAUAGGGAUUGGGUCUGGGAGAACUUCUCUCCGAUGGAAGAAAAAGAUCAAACUCUCAGAUUUUGUCUCGAAGAAAGGGACUUUGAGGCAGGUGUCCUUGAACUUGAAUCAAUUGUUAAUAGCAUCAAAAGGAGCAGAAAAACUAUUUUCGUUAUAACACAGCAUCUAUUAAAAGAUCCAUUGUGUAAAAGAUUCAAGGUGCACCAGGCAGUUCAGCAAGCUGUGGAACAAAAUCUGGAUUCCAUUAUAUUGAUCUUUCUUGAGGAUAUUCCAGAUUAUAAACUGAACCAUGCACUCUGUUUGCGACGAGGGAUGUUUAAAUCUCACUGCAUCUUGAACUGGCCAGUUCAGAAAGAACGGGUAAAUGCCUUUCAUCAUAAAUUGCAAGUAGCCCUUGGAUCCAGAAAUUCAAUACAUUAAAUUUAUUUAAAGACUAAGUUAACAAAGGCGUAACUUUCCCCCACUUAAAGAGUUUCAUAGUAAAUUUAGGUUUUAUUUGAAAAUAAUAUAUAUCUGUUUAUUCAGACUUAGAGAGGUUUCUGAUAAUUAUAUUUGGAGUUUUUUUGGAUGCACUCAUAGGAAAAUAAG
Messenger RNA from Puma concolor (puma), 2883 nucleotides. It is a transcript of the gene TLR3, whose product is annotated as toll like receptor 3. Gene Ontology annotation, biological process: signal transduction. Gene Ontology annotation, molecular function: protein binding. The record is from RefSeq and is a predicted model, not a curated record. Lineage: Eukaryota; Metazoa; Chordata; Mammalia; Carnivora; Felidae.